Molecule: messenger RNA, 5008 nt
Organism: Uloborus diversus
Lineage: Eukaryota; Metazoa; Arthropoda; Arachnida; Araneae; Uloboridae
Product: zinc finger protein rotund-like
Exons: 8
Coding region: 201-2021 (606 amino acids)
Source: RefSeq, a predicted model, not a curated record
GGGUACUUUUCUCGAACAUAAACAAGAAGAUUGAAGAUUGCUCAUCAACUCUUGGCCUUGAAGAUACUCUGUGUUCGACUGAAAUGUGCGUCCAAUCAACGAACGUCUCCUGACUGUCUGACGAUCUCAGGAGUUCUUGUUGCCUUAGGUGAAAACAAAGUCUUCGAUUUAGCUUAGAAAAAGUAACUACUUUCUUCCAAAUGGUUCGGCAGCAACGCGCGAGCAACGCAGGGCUUUUUCGCCCAGGCGAAAAUGAUGGACGUGCCAGUCCUUCUUCCGAAUGUGGUGAUUCUGAUCGAGAAUAUGUGAACAAAUCUGAGCUGGGAAAUCCAGAUAUAUGCCAAAUGAAAAAGAUAUUCCCAGCGAAGGCUUUGCCUUUGUGGUCUACGGCGCCGGAUCACGGAAAAUCGCCGGGACUGUCGUUACACACGAAUGCUGGUCCUGUCUCCCCUUCGAAUUUCAUGCAUUUAAUGUCCAUGAUGUCCGACAAUGACCAGCACUAUGCUUGGAAUGGGGGGAUAGAGAACAAAAUGGUCCCUUCUGAACAGCACAAUGCAUCCGGGAUGUACAAAGGCCCUGGCGUCAGCCUGGAGGAAGGUCGAGGGGGUGGAGGCAUGGACUCCUCGCAGAUGCACAGCCUCUACGCCAGUCACGGUAACAGAGCGAACAGUACCAGUAGUGGAAGCCCACCUGUGUCCACCCCCAGCUCCAGCGGAUCGAUGCUAGUGGUGCCUCAGCCCAUUAGUGCCGCUACCAAGGGCCCUGGAGCACCAUCAGGGGUGGCCACCAAUGGCACUGGCAGGAAGUACCAGUGCAAAAUGUGCCCUCAGAUCUUUGGGUCCAAGGCAGACUUGCAGCUACACACUCAAAUCCACAUGCGUGAGGCCAAACCGUACAAGUGCUCCCAAUGCUCGAAGGCGUUCGCCAACUCCUCGUACCUGUCUCAGCAUACGCGUAUCCACCUGGGUAUCAAGCCAUAUCGGUGCGAGAUCUGCCAGAGGAAGUUCACACAGCUGUCUCAUCUGCAACAGCACAUCAGGACGCACACAGGAGAUAAGCCAUACAAGUGUCGUGCACCUGGCUGCAACAAGGCCUUUUCCCAACUGUCCAAUUUGCAGUCCCAUUCUAGAUGUCAUCAGACUGACAAACCGUACAAGUGCAACAGCUGCUAUAAAUGUUUCGCUGAUGAAGCGGGUCUUUUAGAGCACAUCCCAAAGCACAAAGAGUCUAAGCACCUCAAAACACAUAUAUGCCAGUUCUGUGGUAAAUCGUAUACGCAGGAAACAUACCUUGCCAAACACAUGCAGAAGCAUGCUGACCGUCUGGAGAAACGUCCGUUACCACCUCUUACCAACAAUACAAACCUCAAUAUACCUUCCAACCAAUCGCUUCGAGGGCCAACUCCCGCGGACAAUUAUUGGACAAAAACCACAACCUCAGUAGCUUCUGACACACAUCAUGGCAUGGGAGAUCCCUCAAUGGGUUCUCCCAUGUCUCCUCCAUCUCACCAUCUGCAUCCUCAUGUAUCUGAAACAUGCCUUCAGAAUAGCAUGAAUGAUCAUCACGCGAGGCUCCACAUGGAUCCUCGCCAUCAGCAGCAGCAACAACAACAGCAGCAGAUGGUGGCCAAUAGUGCCAAUCAUACAAACGGCAGGGACCACGAUCUUGGCUCUCACUUAGGUCAAAACCAAUACGAUACGUCUUCGAUGUCUCAAGGUCACCCCCCGCCGACGAGUAAAAAUACAUCGGCAUUUACGCCCAUUCAGUCUGGUAUGUUACCCAUUUCUUCAGGACCUCAGCUGUCGAUGCCGUCUGCAACUCGUACCUCAUAUUUCCCAUACGAGCCUAUCAAUUUUCCAAAGAGCACAAAUCCAAUGGGAUCGAUGGAAGUGAAACAGAGUCACAGCUCUUUUCCAAAUCAGCUCAUUUCUCUCCAUCAGAUUCGGAACUAUGCAUCUAUGCCCACCAUGAGCGGAGGAGAGCAUCCGAUUACCAUGAAAGAUAAGAGCCAACAACAGUAAUGUUUUUAAAAGCUUGCUUUGAUUCUACAAAUGAUUUUAAAGACUGAAAUUCCGAUCCUCUUUUGAUCACAGGAGAAUGUUUGGCAUUUGUUCUUUCCUCCCUUCACUUUCAUAUGAUGUCGUGUCUGUGAAUUUGUUGUGUACCAUCCAAAAACUAAUUUACACCUGCGCUGUUAGAACACCUCAAAGCUCAAAAAAUCCUCUAAAGAUUGGACUGAAGGAGGCUCAAUGUUUCGCAACUCCCGGUGAAUUUUAGUGUUGUGUUUCAUGAUAUUCUUAAGUUUUAUUUAAAGAAUGAGAGAAGGAUUCUUGUCAUGAAAAUUGUUAGUUGACUUCUCUGUGACUUUGUUUCUUAUCCAGAUCAACGAGUCACAAGCUCUGGGAAAUAUUUUAUGUAUUAAAUGGUACCUUUCGAAGUCGGCUCGAUGCAUCUUUGAUACACAAAGAAGCUUGAAUAUGAGACAAAAAACCGAAGCUAGCUUUCUUAUUUCUCUGCGUUGUAAUUUGUUAAUAUUCCAAGAUAGGGACGAUGUAUUGCAUUUUCAAGUUGCAUCUGUGCUAUACCGUGGCGUUUCUGCCUAUUUCCCUCACACUCUCCAUCUCUUGUAGGAGUCAUUCAAAAAAAAUCUGAACAAUUUUUUAUUUGCAGGCCAUUAAAACAAAUUGGGUUUGUGAUGUUAGCACCUGUGAUUCCGAGGGAAAGUCCAUCUGACUCAUAUUGGUGCCUUGUAUUAUAGAGAGUGCUGGCCAGUGGCGCCAUUGUUUAGUGCAACCACUUAUGAACCCUUUUACAUUGACAACGUCUUAAAUAGAACCUACAUAAUUCGAGUUUCCUUCAAAAGAUUGUCUGUUCUCCGCCUUUUUCUAGCAAAACCUAUGUCCCAUUAUCUAAAUGUAAGCUUAGCAGCUCUAAGAGAUGUGCUACAGAUACCUCCCUUUCUUGGAAAACGAAUGAGAUAAGCUAGCUUCAUGUCUCUUGUAAUAGUGAGAUUUCUAUAGGACAUCGUUUUUGCCUCCUGUCUUACCUCAUCAUAUAGACAUUGUAGUAUUAUCAUUAAAAAACUAUUUCAUAAGAACAUAAAAUCCAGCACAUAGGAAUAUUUUCAUGGCUCAAAUCGUUUUAAACAGAGUGGUAUACAGUAUUCAUCCAGGUUUAAAUAUUGAAAUAAUGACAAAGUUAUAAAUGAUAACACAGCAAUGUACUAGUAAGACUCUCCAGUCUUUGACCAAAGAAAUCUUCGACUAUUUUUUUUUCCUUCGUUCUAAAUAUUCGGUGGAAACAGUCACAAAAGAUACACGCGGAGUAAUUUAUUUGGACAGAAUUUCGUAAAAUAACGUCUAUUAUAUUUGUUAAACAAUAAUAAUUAAAAUAUAAUAAAUAAUAUCAAGCGUAGAUUUCUUUCGUCGUGUGCGUGUACUUAUACGCAUAAGUAUAUAAUCUACUUGUUUUGAUAAGUGUGUGUGCUUUGAUACGCAUGCAUGUUUAUUCAAACAGAAAGUCGUAUAUAUACGUAUACGUAUCUAUACAUCUGUGUUUCCAUCGGCCUUUGCCGAUUUUAUCUCAGUGGUGCUGAGUCCAUCAAUAUUAUCAGGGAUUUUCUCAAGCAAAGCGCAAAAACGAAAAAAAAAAAGUUUUAUUUCUACAGAUACUCAUAUUCUUUGAUAUUCAACCACAAUCCGUUGUGAAUUUUGUGAUCCAAUCUACCGUUUGCUCAGCAAAACCCAUGUUAGAGACUUAUUAUGUGUUAUGGACUCGUCGUUUUCUUUUGCCAGCCAUUGUGACAGUUUUGAAGAUUUUCUAAAUACCUCAAAUUUAUAUGUUUUUCAAUCGAAGCAAAAUGUAGUUCAUUUUGUUCCGUUCCACCUUUGUAUAUUAUCGAGUGUAUAAUUGAUCGACAGUGAAAUUUUUAAUCGUAGUUUAUUUCUUGAUGUGGUGAAAAUGUUGUUACUUGUUUAUUAUAAGAUUGUUAUGCGUAUUUCGUGUUUCUAUUAAGGUUUUUAAUAUCUUGAAAAAUCUGUUGCGUUUUAUCUGUUCUUUAUAAAUAUGUUCUUUAUUGUUUAAUAUCUCAUUAUUCAUCGCAUUGGACCCUUGCUGUUACGUAAAUUAAGGCCAGUAUGGGAUGGAAAACUUUGGCUUGAUAAAAGCAAAGAUAAGUAUUUCAUUGAAUUAAAUUGCUUAGUUAUGUUGUAGAUGAGAACAAAGCUUAUAACUUCCAGAAGAAAUGAAUAUAUAUGUAUAUAAUAAAUUUUUAUGCAUAUAUAAAUAUAAAUAUGAAUAUAUAACUUAAGUCAUUGAUUACAUUUUUCGAAUGUGUAUACGUUAGCGUAUGAGCAUGACAGAAGAAAGAUUUUGGGAUACCCAAUGCCUCUGUGUAUGUGUGUUUUUGUGAGUGUAUUAUUAACAUCUGUAACAUUGAUUGUACUGUGUUCUGUGUUUUCAAGUUGAAUAUUUUAAACAAUAUUUGGUUUUACGAUUGAGCCGUUCAAAUCGGUGAAACGGCCCAAUGUUUAUCAAUUUUAAAUGAGUUAUAUUUUUGAAAAAUGACGAACUGUUGAUCUUGAGCCUGAUUAAUGCUGUGAUUUCAGAUUUGUAAAAAAAAAAAAACGAAAAAAGAAGAAAAAGAAAAAUGAUAGUAAUAAUGCAUACAUCAUUUUUUAAACGUCAUAAUGUGCUCCCAGUUUUCAUUGAUCUGCCGCCUUUAUCAUUAUAAUUCACGUAGCAAGUGAUUUUGUUUUGAUUGAUGACAUAAAUUAGCACGUACGUCGAAAAUUUUACGCGUUUAUUUUCAUUUCAUUAUGUUAUACAGGCAUUUGUAAAUUUCCACGUAGUUUAGAUGCACUGUAUUUUUAAAAGCACUUUCUAAAUUAUGCGCAUAAGUGAUAUAUUUUUUAUUAUUUUUUAUUUCAUUAUCCCUUUCAACAUUCCUGCAAAAUAGUCUUAGUAUUUUUUAUUCCUUGACAUUAUUACCUUUGAAUUUUCAAGCUUA